CGACACGACCUCGAAAUUCGAGGGUUGGAUAGUCGAUUAUUUCUUUGUCCUAUGAUCGGAGUUGAAAAUAAAAAUAAUGCAAAAAUUUGUUUGUCACGAGUGCCUCGUUGUAGAUCAUGUCGUAACUAUGAUCGUUCGUUGAAUAUCUCGAAUCCACGUUUACAUCAUUCGCUAAUUUAAUGCAUCUGCUUUUGAAUUCUUGAUGAAGACGCGUGUGCAAUUUCUAGGUUAUGUACGUAAGAUGUACGCCUCUAGAAGAAACCUGUGUUUAUUUGUCAUAAUUUUAGUUCAAAUAAUAAAUGUGUUGGGACGAAUGGACGAAUGCGAGGUGAUACAAUCGAUUCCUUCAAAAAAUUCGGAUCAAGAGAAUGAUCCUGACCCAGGAGAAGGGAUACAGAUAGAAGAGAAUAAAACCAUCGAGUCGAACGUGACAGUGAACAAUUCUUCCUCCAAUGUGACUAAAGUCAAUUGUUUGACGGAUAAGGUCUAUGGACCAGUAGAGAUCGUCAAUGCUACCAGGUUAAUGAAAUUGUUAAUGUUAGAACCUGGUUCAACGAAUAGAAGCAUAAACAACAAGGAAGGUAGACUAUUACCAGGAACAUGCGUAAUAGUAUUAUUCUACGCGAGAUGGUGUAUAUUUAGUAGUCAAGCAGCACCGCAUUUCAAUGCGAUACCACGCUCGUUUCCACAUAUCAAAGCAGUGGCAAUCGAUGCUAUAAAAUAUCAACACUUCAAUGCUCAGUAUGGAAUUGUCGGUGUUCCUACGCUGAUGCUUGUUCACAAUGGGAAACCUGUGGCAAAGUUUAAUGGAACUGUCUACAAGCUCGAAUAUUUUUGGAGGUUUAUAACGCACAUAACUAAUCUACAAUCAAAUGGAUCGCUAUACGUUACAUCUUUGGAUUUUGCUGGUCCUGUUUCUAGUACACCAUCGAAUGAAACAGAUUACUGUCUAGUUCUUUCGUGGGUCUUCAUCGCAACGUGUGCAUUAUAUUUUACAUUGCAAAGCCGAUGGUGGCAGCAGUUUGUUGAAUUAGUCCAGAACACAUGGCGUGAAAGUAAUGCACAACACGAGCAUGUUGACUAAAACGUUAAAAGAGAUUAUUUAUUGUUCCAUACACAACGGCAUGACAUAAAAUGGUACUCAUGGUAUUAACAGAUUAUUAAAUUACGUGAUAAUAUUUGUGGUAAUUGUUAAUUAAGACAAUGUAAAUAUAUCCUAAUAAAUAAGUAAUAUAAAUAUUGUUUAGAAAACUAGUUUGCUUAAUCAUUAUUCAGAAUAACUCGUCUUUAUUUUGUACAUUCA
Molecule: messenger RNA, 1303 nt
Organism: Hylaeus volcanicus
Lineage: Eukaryota; Metazoa; Arthropoda; Insecta; Hymenoptera; Colletidae
Gene: bug
Product: thioredoxin domain-containing protein 15
Exons: 4
Coding region: 203-1084 (293 amino acids)
Biological process (GO): cilium assembly
Cellular component (GO): cilium
Source: RefSeq, a predicted model, not a curated record